Messenger RNA from Cuscuta epithymum, 1357 nucleotides. The record is from the annotation of a GenBank genome assembly. NCBI's taxonomy places the organism in Eukaryota, Viridiplantae, Streptophyta, Magnoliopsida, Solanales, Convolvulaceae.
UAUUUUUCUAAUAAAAUAUUUCACGAACGUCCUAAUACUUUCGAGAGAUGCAAUGUGGCUUCUUCCAACCUUGGCUCGUUGUCCUCGAGGCCAGAGACGCUGAGAGAGAGAGCACCGCAAGAAAUUUUCAUCUCUCUUGAUUUCUCUCAUUUCUCUGCUGAUUCUUCGAGAAAUCAAAUUUCAGGUUUGCAAAGGAUUUGGAGAUGUUUGAGAACUGAAUCAGUGUUUGGUUAGUUGUCUUUCAAAAUGUGGAGAUCCAUUUGGAAUGCCAUCACAAGCUUUGGUAGGAAGAAGAGCACGGUUGAGCCAAGCGCUGCCUCUAAUGAAUUCUCCGACGACGAUGACAUGUGCUCCAAUGAUAGCAUCGAUGAAGUCUUAGAAUGCCCAAUAUGUUGUGAAUCUUUCAACAUUGUCGAGAAUGUUCCCUAUGUCUUAUGGUGUGGACACACCAUAUGCAAGAAUUGCCUCUUGGGACUAAAACGGGCUGCUCUGAAGAUCUCCACAACCCAACAAAUCCAAAUCCCGUUCUUCAUCUCCUGCCCUUGGUGCAACUUGUUGACCCUUCGACUCGUUUUCCAUGGGAUUCUUAAAGCCCCUAACAAAAACUACUUCCUCCUUUGGAUGGUGGAGAGCAGGAACGGUGACCGCUUUGGGUCCCACAAAUGCACAAAUCACCGGAAUGUGUGGACCCCUUUGCGCGUGAACUCCACCACCAUCUCGAAUGCCAAUUCUUCAUUUGUUGUUGUUGGUGGUGACAUAAACCGCUUAGUCAGGAACAAUGGCAGAGGCGUCCGCGGUGCUAGGGGUGCUUACAGGAGACGACCGCAAUUUUCUCUUCACAAAUCCAUUGACUUCUUCAUUCGUUUCACAUCGAGGUUCCCAUUGGUGGUGGUGCUUGUUUUUAUGGUUAUCUUUGCCAUUCCGUGCAGCGUUGUCGUUCUUAUGUUGUACUUUGCUAUCACAAUCAUCUUUGCUGUCCCCGCUGCCUUGGUGAUGUAUUUUGCAUACCCAACUCUGGAUUGGCUGGUGAGAGAGAUAAGCAACUGAGUAUAUGUUCCCAUAGUGUCAUCUAUCUUGUGAAGUUUUUUUCCUGUGUCCAGUCAGACUCCAAUAAAACUCUGUAAUAUACUUUAUAGUCACCCAGUCUUUAGUUGAUCUUUUUGUAUAAAGGAUGGUGGUAUACAUAGGUGUCUCUGAUUGAAGGGAAUCCAUGCCUGAGCUCUAUUUUGGAGCCUUAGGUCCCCUUUGAUUAGCAUAAAUAUAUUUUCUGGAUUUUCUUGUGUUUAGACAUAUUUUACUUUUCUUUCCUGUAUGGUGGUUUUUCUAUAAUAUUCUAAAGUAGAGUUUCUGGAUAAAA